Messenger RNA from Cucurbitaria berberidis CBS 394.84, 931 nucleotides. RefSeq lists its product as uncharacterized. The coding region runs from base 1 to 516 and encodes 171 amino acids. NCBI's taxonomy places the organism in Eukaryota, Fungi, Ascomycota, Dothideomycetes, Pleosporales, Cucurbitariaceae. The record is from RefSeq and is a predicted model, not a curated record. The transcript has 3 exons.
AUGGCACCGCCACGAGCUACCAAGAUAUCAAGCCUCACCUCAGUCUCGCAGGCCACCACUCGCCGAGGACUACAACAAGUACGGAGGCAGAUCGUCGAGGAGGUAGAAGACCUAGACAGCUUCGAUGAUCCUUCCGCCCUAGAGAUCGAUGAUAGCGAAGAGCAGGAGCCAGCAGAGUCGCAUGCUACCAAUGAUGGCCCAUUGGAACAGCUACUAGCGGACAUGGUUGACGGCCAACGCAAGCGCCACACGAAGCGCAAGGAAGCCGUGAACAAGGAAUACGACACCAGCUACAAGACGGCCCAGGACUCCAUCCGUGCCGUAUUUGACGCACACGAGGAAAAGGCAUCAUCAGCUCACGAGGCCCAGUUGAAGCGACUUCAAGAGCUACUCGGUCAGAAAGCACAGAUCGAAGCCGCCAUGUCCGACAUGCUAGCCAGCCUACGAGCUGACUACAAUGCUCACUCUCGCGACUUGGAAGCCGUCAUCAAUCGCAGAACCAAGGAACUGAAAUGAGCUCUGGUUGAGUUUCUUCGAUCCGGGAGACUCAUCAAACAUCUGCUAGUCUCAAACUGGAUCUAGGAAGUAUUGAUAGCGUGAGACUGCAGAUGGUGAAGGAGCUGAGGCAUGCAAGCCCGGAGAAAGUCUGUCCGAUAAAUGUCAAGCUCGGUGGAAGUUUUCCCGCUAAUUGUCGAGACCGUGAACGAAUGGACUUAGCUAGGCUAAACUCUGUGUUGGCAUAUCAGGCAGUGGUUCAAACCAUGGGGCAUUUACGGUGGUCAUACAUGGACGAGGUUGUCAAUAAAACAGUUGAACUAACGAGACAAGCAUAUUGUUAAUCAGUCAAAAAAUGUCAUUCAAGGUAUCAUAAGUCUAAACACAUCCAAGUGUUGAAUCUCCAAAACAUGGUGCCAUAUCCAGCCGGUCAAGC